Molecule: messenger RNA, 4099 nt
Organism: Fusarium verticillioides 7600
Lineage: Eukaryota; Fungi; Ascomycota; Sordariomycetes; Hypocreales; Nectriaceae
Exons: 2
Coding region: 1232-3337 (701 amino acids)
Source: RefSeq, a predicted model, not a curated record
CCAUCAUCAAGCCAUGUCUAGCAGUCUAGGUAGGUCCUCGACUCAGUCAUGUCCCUCCUCUUGUCUUAUACCGUCUUUUCUUUUUUUCUUCUGCUCUUUCUUCAACGCUUCUGCUAAUUUCAACUCUCGUUUCUACUCUGCCGAACUUGUCGUCGCCAUCUCCGCUUCGCCUACGGCUUUGAUCUCCGCUUCGUAGUUAUUGUACGCCUCAUUAGACUAUGCUCCCUGUCUUUGUGGCACCCAUGUUUCCCCCCCGUCCCUCCAAUUGCCUAGUUUGCUGCAAGCAGAACCACCUGAAGUUGCUUUUCUCCAUCUUACAAGACUGUUUUUGCUCUGUUUCUUGUCUUGUCCUGUCGCGGAAACGCUGCCAGACACCAAGAAGCUUGACAGGGGUUCUGAUGUGUCCACAACUUUGACAUUUCCUGCAAGCUUCCGUGUCUUGUCUUGUCUUGUCUCUGAUGCUCUGCUCUGCUCUCUGACCCUCUCUGUCUAGUCUAGUGUCUCUCUCCCGUUCUCAACCUCUCAACUGACUGUUCAUGUCAUUUUCAGAUCCUCUUUUUGACUCUGACCCGGCUCCUCCGACACUCCAUCCAUCUCCAUUUACAGUUACACCCCCAGCUGAGCCAGCUGAGCCCGUUCCAUAUCCAACCAGCGUUGGUACCCGCUAUAGGUAGUCUCUCGGUAUCCUACACAUAUGGCAUGGCCAAGGAAGGACACUGCCAUGGCUUGUUGGACAACUGAUGUCAAUCAACACAGGCAUCAUGGUCCAACUGACAAGCACAAACGAUGGAUGGGCAUGGCAUGCGAGAUGAGGCCCGCCGCGUAUCAAUAGCCCAGAUAAUUACAGCCAUACCCGCCGCAGCCCGGAUUUCUACGCUUUUGACUGUAGUUAGUUCUGCUGCAUCUUGCUUGCUUCUUUUCUUAUACAUACAUACACAACGUCUCCCAGGGUGGGUGGCCACCGGAAUCUUCAGCUUUUCUCUGUUACACUGUCCCCUGUCCUUUCUAUCCCCAUAUCUCUCAUUCAUAUUUACCUCGAAUCUCUCUCGCACCUCAAUUUCUUUUUUAUUAUCUUUUUCUCUCUUCUAUUUCGUGUCGACAGAAGCUCUGCUUUUUCUUGUGUCCGGUUCUCCAAAACCCUGCCUCAAGUGGACUUUGUUGUCGUCCUGAACACUUCACUUACACCGACUGGCUGACCACUCAGAGCAAGCUCACAUCCUCCUCUGUCACAAUGAAGAUGACAUGGGACCUAGGAAUGGACCAUGUCCGGUCCUGGGUCCUCAACGGUGACUACGAGCUGGACAAUUCUUUCGAUCGUCCGUUUGCUUGGAGUUCUACCGUUGUCACUGGCCUCUCUGAAGCUGCCAUUGUACCUCAGCCUGAAAAUAUCACUGAGUUGACCGCUGCUUCUACUGCGCCAGACUCCUUCUGGUCCUCUAAACCUUUCCCGACCUUGAACGAGGAGCAAUUCCUUGCCGUCGCCGACAAUGUGGAUGACCCCCUGAUUCCGAAGCAGCUCGACGUCCGCCGCAUCUUUCACGAUGGUCUCUGUACAUGGCAGCAACUCGUGAGCCAGGCACUGGCCUUACCAAGAGGCACCUUUCCUCCUGGCCUCGACCCGUCUAUCAUGCUCCAGGAUAUGCCACCUCUCCCCGAAUCCGUGCCGCCAAAGGGAGCCCUGGCCGGAGCCCCCACCUGGCAUGUCCCGGAUCCGGAACCUCAAAUUCAGGACGGGCCAGAUUUCGACCUCGACAACGUUACCGGCACCACCAAAUAUUUCCGCCUCAGCUAUCCAUCGCCCAUCAACUGCAUCAUAUCUUCAGACCCAAGUGCCUGCCACUAUGGCAAUCCAGCUGGCACUGCUGAUGCCUCUAAUGCCCCUCAAGGGCUCGCCAUCUUGACCGUGUGUUGGUCCUACAUACUCUCCACACGGCUACUGCAACUCCAGAACAGGAAGAUCCACUUCACCGACUCCUGUCUCCGCCCAGUCCCGAUUAACACGAUCGGGGAUCCCGCCCAGAAUGAGAUCCUAGUUCAUCUCCCUGAAGGUGCCUCCUCACGACUCGUGCAUUGGCUCUGUGCGAUUCUGGCGUCACAAUCAGGUUGGGCCGCUGAUGGUCAGGGGGGCCCAUGUGCACCAUGGGAUGCAAAGUUCACUGGUGACGUACGCUUCAUCAUUGCUACUGAAGGCCAAGUCUCGAUUGACAGAGAUGUGGUACCCCCAACUCCUGCCGAAGCCACGGACCUCUUGAUCGAGUUCUGUAACUUGUUUGGUAUUGCCCAUGAACCCCGAUCCAAAGAUCCAAGUAUCUUGUCACCGAUCAAGGCUGGGUUCCUUGCAGCCCUUGCAAUUCCAUUCUAUCGCACGGCCAAGCUGGAACCACACUUACCUAGGCCGUCUCUGAAACCACGAAAGAGUACCCCCAUGGAUGCUGAUCAGGCAGCCAACAUUCAUCGAUAUACAGCGGAAGCACGCUACUACAUGACACUGAGCAUGCAUCCUUACGCCCUGGGGCCAGUCCUCUGGAGCAUAUUUUGGCAACCAGAUAUCCAGUGCAACCUCGUUAGUCCCUGGUUGGCUGCCGUAACCAGCGUCAUUCAGCCCGCCUUCAAACGCUGCGAUUUCGAGAUGCUUAUCAAGAUCUUCCUGCUCCGCCGUCCUCGGGUAGCCAUGUGGUGGCACGGCCUCUUCCUUCUGGGCAACUCCAGGAUCUUGGAUCUCAUUCGCAACUAUCUGACUACGCUUGACGAGGGAUGUUCGUAUGACACCCUGUCCCGUCCAGAUAUUGUUACGGCGGUAUGGACAGGGGCACCACAAUCAUAUCAAGAUGACCCUACAGUCACUGCCUACCAUGACCUCAGCACGGCUGUUCCUCGUGCUGCCCUACUUCAGCAUCGUCAUACACUGACUCUUCGCGAUCCAUGGCCCCUCUUCUACGGUUGGCGCCCCUUCGGCAGUAUUCCCAAAGAAACUAUCGAGCCUGAUCUGUACCCUUGGCUUGAACGAGGCCACCAUCGAGAGUACCGCCAUUGGACUUGGUGGUCAAAGGACGAUGCAUCUUUUGAACCUUCAGUGCAUGUUGGCUAUCGCAAAGAGACUCGUCGCUUUGACUCAAGCGUCCCAGAUAACCUUGAUCUCAUUCCUUCUCACAACUCUCUUGCGCCAAUUCCACCCCCAACUGCUCUCCCCGUCGCUAUCGAGCCCUCCCGCCGUGCUACUUUGCAAAUGAUCAACCACUCCCUCGGAAACAUAAUUGGAGAGCGCAGCCUGAGCACAGCUGUAAUUCCGGACUUGAACCAAUCUCAUCCAUGGCUCAAGGACUGGACUCCUGUCUGAGUGUAUCUCAAUAUAUAGUACCCCAUUGUCCGAAUUUACGACCGUCAUGUUACCAUUCAUACGUUAUUUUAACUUUAACGGCCGCAGAAGAAAUUAGGCCUGAGCAUUGGGUUUUUUGGCCCACAGCAUUUUCGAGGAAGCGAGUCUUGGGUUAAUCAAAAGAGGCAUGAUGAACUUUGCUGCCUCAAUUCACUGUUAAUGUCCAUGAAUUGCGGUGCUUUCGUUCGGUUCUGUAUCUUACUUCACUUUUGCCUUGUUACCUUUACUUGAUGAUACGGGCGCCUUGGGGGGAAGGAAGGCUUCUUUUAAAGCACGGUGCCAAAAUCAACUGAUCUAAGAAUCUUCUUAAAUAUACUAAACGUGGCUAAGUCUUUCAUCCCUUAGGAUAGAAGUCUACAUCACUAGGUUCUCUCUGCCGGAAUAAGCUCACAGCCACAAGUCUCAACUGCAAACAACACUUCUAGCCCACAACUUAGAAAAGUGUACAUCACAACCAACAUUUCACCGUUGAGCAGUGGCAAAGGUAAACGAGAGAAUGGUUGAAUUAUUGAUAGUAUGCUACAUCCUCUUUCCUCGCAAUCGUCAUGGCUGUUCGAGCAUCAUUUCAACCUUCAAGCCCUCGGGUUUGGUGUUUUGAUAGUGUCACGGCAACUGCGACAUCAAACUAUCAUCAUGGGGAUGGAAAACAUAAUAAAUAGUAUGAAUACGUUUCUCAAUUUGUCGUUUAAUGCAGCCUGUACACCUCGAGAGUAUUGACUGGAG